AAAGAACUUUAAAUAAUAUAUUAGAACAAAUCGAAAAAGAAAAAGAAAUCAAUAUUGAAACACAAAAAAGAGUGGAAAUACUAAACCAAAAGGCUGAUAUUGUGUUGAAAAACUUUAAAAGAUCACCAGAAAUCCCCACCUUAUUAAACAAAUUAAACUUAAUUAAAAAAAUUAAAAAAAUUAAAGAAAUUCAAGAACUCAUUAAUAAAAUACGAAAUGAAAAUAAACUCUUGUCAAAAGAAAAAGAAAAAUGUGAAAAAGAAAACCUCAAUAAUCAACAAAUCAUCAACGAAAAUAAUCACUUAAAAAAACAAGACUUUAAAAACAAAAUACAAGAAAAAGUACAAGAAAUUGGAGGAUUUGAAAGAACACUUAGUGCUUUUAUUAAACAUAACAGUUUUAAAUUACAUAAAAAUCUCAUAGAUAAUGCUCUAGAUAAUUUUAAAAUAACCUAUAAUGAAACAGAUUCGUUGGAACAUAAAAUGGAUCUUAUCAUCGAAUUUAGCAGCAAAAACAUUCAACCACAAUAA
This is a messenger RNA of Racocetra fulgida, 530 nucleotides long. NCBI's taxonomy places the organism in Eukaryota, Fungi, Glomeromycota, Glomeromycetes, Diversisporales, Gigasporaceae. The record is from the annotation of a GenBank genome assembly.